AUGGCCACUGUGAAGGGUGUAAGAAAGAAUUGCCGAAAAAAUGGGACGAGAACAGGAGAAAACGAAGCCAAAAAAGACAAAGAAAAGCCAGAACGAUCGUUGCGAGCUAGACUUCGAAAAGCAAGACAAGAGAGACUGGAAGCGAUAGAAGAAAUUCUAAUAGUUUCGGAAUCUGAUAACGAGGAUAAUUUUUCUUUUCAUUCUGAGCACUCGGAUUUGGAGGCUGAACCUAUGGCAGCUCCCGUAGAAAGAUUGUUAGGUGAUUAUGGUGGAGCAAAUGCACCAGCUGGCCGGAUGACUAUUGUCAAUCAACCGGUCGAUGUUGCCCACUUUCAGUUGCACCCGGCAACAAUACGACAACUUGAGAAGAAACCUUUCUCUGGAAGAAUUAAUGAAGAUGCCAACAAGCACUUACAAAGGUUUCUCACCAUGACUACAUCGUUAAAAAUAGAGGGGCAUUCUGAAGAGGCAAAGAAACUAAAUUUUGUGAAUGGUCUUAAACUGAAGACAAAGCAACUUAUUGACACAGCUGCCGGUGGCUCAACAAAUUUCAAAACAGCCACGGAGAUCAAGAAGAUUAUUGAUGCUAUCGCGGUAAAUGAACACUUGGAGUUAUAUGACCGCAGUGUUAAUCAGCCUGAAGGGUUAGUCGAUUUAAAAUUGUCAAACCAAGUUGUUAAGAUGGAAGACCAAAUUGCGGCUGAAGUUGAACGAAGACUGAAACAAAUGGCCCUCGAAAAGCAAACUGUAGCACAGGUUCAACCAGUUCAGCCAACUCAAGCGGUAAAUUGUGAUAUUUGUGGAGGACCUCAUUUUGCCAUGCAUUGUGUGGCAACAGCUCAACAGGUGGAAGAAAUCAAUUUUCUGAAGCAGAACAAUCCCUACUCCAACACUUACAAUCCGGGAUGGAAAAAUCAUCCGAAUUUCUCCUGGAAAGAUCAACAAGGGAAUGUUCCUAAACAAGGAGUUGUGCCAUAUCAAAGUCUACCACAACAACAACAAUAUCGCCCACCGCAACAACCAUAUCAACAGCCAUACCAGCAGCAACAACAACAAUUUCAGCCACAGGGACCAAGAAAAGCAGACUGGGAGAUCGCCGUUGAAAAGAUGAUGAGUCAAAUUGCACAACAAAUGGCAAAUCCUCAACAAUCGGGUGCUCUACCUAGUGCCACGAUUACAAAUCCUAAAGACCAUACCAAUGUGAGUGCUAUAAGCACUAGGAGUGGUAAAGCCAAAGAAGUUGUGGAGGAAAAUGCUGAAGAAGAAGAGCCGUUGCUUGAAGUUGAUGUGGAAAUAAAGGAAAAUGAGGUAGAAGCUGAGGAUAUGGUUAUAGCAGAACCGAAACUUGAACUGAAUAUUCCAUUCCUAGAGGCAUUGGAGCAAAUUCCUACCUAUGCCAAGUUCAUGAAGGAUAUUAUAUCCAAGAAAAGGACCAUCGAUCAUGAUCCGAUUAUUCUAACCGAAACUUGUAGUGCUAUUUUGCAGGGUAUGAAAAUUCCGGUGAAAAAGAAGGAUCGAGGUUCUGUGACUAUUCCUUGUACCAUUGGGGAUAGAUCUUUGAAGAAAGCCCUUAUUGAUUUGGGGGCAAGUGUAGUCUUAUGCCGCUGUCCAUUUACAAGAGAUUGGGGAUAG
Messenger RNA from Vicia villosa (hairy vetch), 1632 nucleotides. RefSeq lists its product as uncharacterized. The coding region runs from base 1 to 1632 and encodes 543 amino acids. The transcript is spliced from 6 exons. The record is from RefSeq and is a predicted model, not a curated record. NCBI's taxonomy places the organism in Eukaryota, Viridiplantae, Streptophyta, Magnoliopsida, Fabales, Fabaceae.